AUGGAUUCGGACUCUGACUCUUACGAAAAACCAGACGGGAAUCACCCGAGGGACACCGUUGGGCCUGCCGUUCUGAUUUUUUCUACUCGAUCUGUCUUUGCUGAGGCUGAGACUUCAACCCCACUCUACCAAGUAAACAGUGACAUCAGAUCAAUCUCGAAUAAGGACUCGUCCGUGGCAUUCGAAAGAGUCGAAGAUGUACCCGAGGUUGACGGCAUCACUGCUCGAACGCCAGGGAAGCGACAUUUGUUCUACCUAGCACACCCCGUGAAUGCGCGAUACCGGACCGACAUACCUGCUAGGUACUACAUCACUUCUGCGGUUUCCGAGGCCGUAGGAAAUAUUCGCCUCGAGAUUUCCGUGGCACGGCUGCAAAGGACGUCCUUCAAGGCAAUGUUGAGUGCGAAAAAAACCGCAUCGGAUAACCCUUUAUUCAACGAGGGCACACACGAAGUUCUUUUGUUUGAUAUCCAACCAAAUUGGAAAUUUGGUCGCAAUUGCUAUGAGUGGAGCGAUCUCAAUGGAGAACAGGUGGCUGUUGAAGAAAAAGAGAACGAUCGAUAUAAACUAUCGGUUACCACAAGUACGUCGCAGGAGUUGAGGGAUGCACUGGUUGCUACAUGGCUACUGAGGCUGUGGUAUGACACGGCCGAAAGUAAACAAGCUAGAAGGGAAUUCUUUGAGAGUAUGGCUGCACCAGAAGCGUAUAAAGAAAGCAUGGAUCCGUACAUGCCGAGACAGUGCAUAAUGAUAUGA
Molecule: messenger RNA, 756 nt
Organism: Penicillium coprophilum
Lineage: Eukaryota; Fungi; Ascomycota; Eurotiomycetes; Eurotiales; Aspergillaceae
Exons: 2
Coding region: 1-756 (251 amino acids)
Source: RefSeq, a predicted model, not a curated record